This is a messenger RNA of Rhinichthys klamathensis goyatoka, 300 nucleotides long. RefSeq names its product guanylin. Gene Ontology annotation, molecular function: guanylate cyclase activator activity. Gene Ontology annotation, cellular component: extracellular region. The record is from RefSeq and is a predicted model, not a curated record. Lineage: Eukaryota; Metazoa; Chordata; Actinopteri; Cypriniformes; Leuciscidae.
AUGAGAGCGCUGAUCAUUUUCAUCUUCCUGACCCCAAUAAUCUCACAAUGUGUGCAGGUUACGGACAGUGGGUACAGUUUCUCCCUGGAGGCAGUGAAGACCCUGAAAAAGCUUAUGGAGUUUGACACAAGUGCUAACCCGCGACAGACCUACGGCGAUGCAGCGUCCCUAUGUGCCGACCCUGACCUGCCAGAAGAGUUCAGAGCUGUGCGAAAAGAUGCUGACGAAGUCUUCCAACGUCUGGUGAAAAUCAUCACCUGUGAGAUCUGUGCCAACACGGCCUGCACCGGCUGUUUCUGA